UUGUGCUUUUUUAUUUUUCUUUAUUAUUUUGUGUUUUUUUGUCAUUGCCAAUGAAUAUUAGAGUUAGGGACUUUUGAAGAUACACCAUUUUGAAGACUUUCCCAGCUUCCCUUUUCUUGGUUUGGUGUCUGUUUAAUUUGAAUGCAUCUCUGAAGACUCACUACUCUGUUUCUAUGAAGCAUGUAUGACUCAAUAAGCCCAAGCCCAACCAAAAUGUCAUUAGCCUCUCUUUGACAAGAGAAAUUCUCUCUGUCUCUACCAUUAUUGAUUGAUCGUACAAUGGGAGAUCCGCUGCUGCUCCAUUGAUCUGUGAACUUGCUACGGCGAUUCGCUCCAUCGAUCCGUGGACUUUCUCCGGCAACUUGCUCAAUCAACUUGCUUUGACUUUCUAUGGCCACUGCUGAGGCAAGAAGCAUGAAAAUGGGCAUCAUAACUCAGUUGUUCAUUUGUUUUCUCUGUACAUUUGUUUUCUUUUGAAGAGGAAGAUUAAGUCCUGAUAUAUAAGUCAUCUAGGAUUACAUGGAAGAUUACGAGAUUAAAGUUCCUUUCCAGUCUCUUGAAGCUCUAGGGUGCCAUGUUGAUGCAGUUUGCCCCAAAAAGAAGGUUGGUGAUACCUGUCCAACUGCUGUGCAUGAUUUUGAAGGUGAUCAAACAUACAGUGAAAAGCCAGGCCAUGAUUUCGUGUUGACUGCUAAUUUCGAAGGUUUAGAUGCAUCAAGUUAUGAUGCUCUUGUUAUCCCCGGAGGACGAGCUCCAGAGUAUCUAUCACUGGAUAAGGAAGUCAUUGCCAUAGUGAAGCACUUUAUGGAAGCCAAUAAGCCUGUUGCAUCUAUCUGCCAUGGCCAACAGAUUUUAUCUGCUACUGGGGUCCUGCAGGGGAGGAAAUGUACUGGAUACCCAGCUGUAAUGACAGAGAGAAUUGCUCUUGUCAAAGAGAAGCAUUACUUUGGUGGAACAAACUUUGGUCGGACUUCCGGCAGAGCGUUCUAUAUUACUAGUUAUGAUUAUGAUGCUCCAAUUGAUGAAUAUGGCUUACUGAGUGAGCCUAAAUGGGGACAUCUAAAGGAUCUGCAUGCUGCUAUAAAACUCUGUGAACCUUCUCUGGUUGUUGCUGAUUCACCCCAGUAUAUUAAAUUAGGACCAAAGCAAGAGCUUAGGAAUAUAAGAACUGGGGCAACCAUAACAACAAGGAUUGUGGAUCAGUGCAGCAAUGGGGGCUUAGAUUUGGACUUUAACACUAUAUUUAAGCCAUUAGACACCGAUGGAAUUGGAUAUCAACAGGGUUCUCUCCAAGUGGGCUACACAUUUGUCAAUUGUGGGGAUUAG
Humulus lupulus (European hop) is the source of this 1326-nucleotide messenger RNA. RefSeq lists its product as uncharacterized. Gene Ontology annotation, molecular function: hydrolase activity, hydrolyzing O-glycosyl compounds. NCBI's taxonomy places the organism in Eukaryota, Viridiplantae, Streptophyta, Magnoliopsida, Rosales, Cannabaceae. The record is from RefSeq and is a predicted model, not a curated record. The coding region runs from base 520 to 1326 and encodes 268 amino acids. The transcript has 7 exons. Gene Ontology annotation, biological process: defense response to fungus; carbohydrate metabolic process; defense response to bacterium.